AUGUUCUGCGAGAAGGCCAUGGAGCUGGUCCGGGAGCUGCACCGCGCGGCUGAGGGAAGGCUGCCUGCUUUCAACGAAGAUGGACUGAGGCAAGUUCUGGAGGAGAUGAAAGCUUUAUAUGAGCAAAACCAAUCUGAUGUGAAUGAAGCAAAGUCAAGUGGACGAGGUGAUCUGAUACCAACCAUCAAGUUUCGACACUGUUCUUUGCUGAGAAAUCGGCGUUGUGCUGUAGCCUACCUGUAUGACCGGCUGCUUCGGAUUAGAGCACUCAGGUGGGAAUAUGGCAGUGUCUUGCCAAGUGCUUUACGAUUUCACAUGUCUGCUGAAGAAAUGGACUGGUUCAAUCGUUAUAAAAAGUCCCUUGCUACCUACAUGAGGUCAUUGGGAGGAGACGAAGGUUUGGACAUCACACAAGAUAUGAAACCUCCAAAAAGCCUAUAUAUAGAAGUGCGGUGUCUAAAAGACUACGGAGAAUUUGAAGUUGAGGAUGGUACUUCAGUGCUAUUAAAAAAAAAUAGCCAGCACUUUUUACCUCGGUGGAAGUGCGAGCAGCUGAUUAGACAAGGCAUUCUGGAGCACGUGCUGUCAUGA
Messenger RNA from Rangifer tarandus platyrhynchus (Svalbard reindeer), 591 nucleotides. NCBI's taxonomy places the organism in Eukaryota, Metazoa, Chordata, Mammalia, Artiodactyla, Cervidae. The record is from the annotation of a GenBank genome assembly.